GAUAUUUCUAUUUUAUAGCUAAACAGAUUUAUAUUUCUUUCUUCGUAAAAGUUCAAUCUAAAAAAAACUUUCAAAUACCAUGUAUUAAGAUGGCAUUUCUAUUUACUGGUUUUCAACUACAAAUUUUUAACAGAUAAAUUAUAAUAUCUAGAUAUAUUUUAAAUGAAAUUUUUAUUUUCCAAUAAGGGUGGAUUUGACAGAAUUUUCAUAAAUCAUUGAUACAAUAAAGAAGGAUUUAGAACAACUUUUACAAAUACUAGAUUCAAUAAAGUGAGAUUUAGAAAAAAAAAAUGAAAUUCCUCCAAAUCAUCAAUCCAAUAAGCCACUCUUUGAUCUGGUUUUAUGCUUUUUGAAAAUAAAAAAGGUCCCACCGAGACUUGAACUCGGGUUACUAGAUUCAGAGUCUAGUGUCCUAACAGCUAGACCAUGGGACCAUUUGUUAACCAAUACUCCAAAUAGUUUUACAAACCAAAAUACAAUGCUAGAGUAUUAGAUGAGGAGUGUCGCUGGCCCGGAAGCUCUUUUGUGGUGUUACCGUUCUGAAUCAUCUACAUAACUCUUCACAAAGCUUUCUGAUGGAAUUACUGAGAGAGGAAGAGAAGUGCCUGGGAGGAUUUGUACUGUUAUAUCAAUGCUUUUGAGGAAAAUUGGACAAGCAGAUUUGGCUAUGAAGCUGAUGCAUAGCAAGACUGGGAUUGGUUAUGAGAGGAUGGGUGGUGUCAAGUUUAGAACUUUACUUCAAAGCUUUGUUACUCACUAUUAAAAGAGUUAUACAGUUCUGUCUUUGGUGUUUAUUUGCUUUGUUUGUAACAAAAGAAGCACAGGUUUAUUCCAAUUGAAGUUUUACAAAACCGGAUAAUUUUAGUAAACCGGACCAAAUUUAGAAACUUUUCUGUUGAAAAUGUGCUGAAUACAAAAGGAAGAGAGCACCAUUCAUUUAAAAUGCCUUGAAUUUCUCUGGCGCGCACAUGUGCCAUUAGUUUUGUUAUCUCUCUCUCUCUCUGACUACAAAGAAACCAUUCGUUGAAACCAUUUUCUCAAGCAUUCUUGAUUCCUGUCAAAAUACAAACACACGAAAUGGCACGACAAGAUGCUAAUCCAUUUGCUGAUGAAGAAACCAAUCCUUUUGCGGAUAAUACAAGUGUUCCUCGAGCAAGCAACUCCUCCUAUCUCAAGCCGCUUCCACCUGAACCUCAUGAUCGUGGUGCUACCAUCGAUAUCCCUUUGGAUUCCGAAAAGGUAUCUUCAAUAUCUUCUCCAUUUUUUCCUUUCAAUGUUUGCUCAAAAUCUGGUUUCUGUUUGAAGGAUCUUCGAGCUAAAGAGAUGGAGCUUCAGGCUAAGGAGAACGAGUUGAACCGGAAAGAGCAGGAGCUGAAAAGAAGAGAAGAUGCAAUAGCCAAAACUGGAGUUGUAAUUGAGGAGAAGAACUGGCCAGAUUUUUUCCCUCUAAUUCACCAUGACAUCCCUAACGAGAUUCCAAUACACUUACAGAAGAUUCAAUAUGUCGCAUUCACCACAUUAUUAGGAUUAGUAGGAUGUCUCUUGUGGAAUAUUGUGGCAGUAACUGUAGCUUGGAUCAAAGGAGGAGGUCCCACUAUAUGGCUUAUGUCAAUCAUCUACUUCAUUGCUGGGGUCCCUGGGGCUUACGUCUUGUGGUAUCGUCCUCUUUACCGAGCUUCCAGAACUGAUAGUGCCCUGAAGUUCGGAACUUUCUUUGUGUUUUACGUGUUUCACAUUGCAUUCUGUGGCUUUGCUGCAGUUGCUCCACCAGUCAUCUUUCAAGGAAAAUCUCUCACAGGUUUCUUGCCAGCACUUGAGCUUCUAACUACUAAUGCGGCGGUCGGAGUAAGUAUUUUACUUCUGUUCAUUUACAAGUGCUUACCUUACCAAUAUGUUUUCUCCCUCAUAGAUAUUGUAUUUCAUUGGGGCGGGGUUCUUCUGCAUCGAAACACUUCUCAAUAUCUGGGUGAUUCAGCAAGUAUAUGCCUACUUCCGAGGGAGCGGCAAAGCUGCACAGAUGAAACGCGAAGCUGCAACUUCGACCUUGAUGCGUGCGCUAUGAAAGGCAAACACUCUUCACUUUAGAAUGUAUCAACGGUGGCUUGAGGUCUAGGCUGACAAUUUUUUUUUUUGUUGGAAUUACUUUGUAAAGACUAAAUCAAGUAGUACAUGGGGAGAUCUCAAGCCGAAACUGUGUUGUUCAAUUGUCUAAUGAGAGUCAAUCCAGCUCUGUGCAAUAGUUUUUGCUACUCCUCUCUUCUCACCAUUAACCUACGAACCUUGAGUGCAUCACCAUGGCGACCUAUCCACUUGUACAUGUUACUUAGAAGUUGUCCUUUCUGACAGUAUCCUCCAAGUAAGGCAGACCAAGAUACCGUGUUCUUCUUAGACAUCCCAUUGAACACUUGCCUAGCUUCCCCCGAUCCGCAUUUACCAUACAUAUCCAAAAGACUACUCUCCAUAACAAUCACCCGUUUUGUGAAAGUGUUACUAUAUAAUACUUUUCUGGUGGUGUAAAAAUAUAUAGUUUACCGAAAAAGGUUUAACUAAUUUCUGGAAAAACAAAUCAGACCUUUUUGUCCGAAAAUAUUGGGUUUCUCUAGGCCGAAUAUGUAAGUGAAGUGGCAUUUAUAUUGGGUUCAAAGUAGAAGCCCAAUUAGUAACUUUGAUAACCAAAAAAAAACCUCGCCGUUGCCGGGGAUCGAACCCGGGUCACCCGCGUGACAGGCGGGAAUACUUACCACUAUACUACAACGACUUUGUUGUUAGCAGCAUUAGAAAGAGCAUUAGGAAACCUCUGUUCAGACGUUAAAGCGAAACGUUGUUAAUGGCGUUGCUUAACGAAACAAAUCAGACCUUUUUGUCCGAAAAUACUGGGCUUCUCUAGGCCACUAUACUACAACGACUUUGUUAUUAGCAGCAUUACAAAGAGCAAUAGAAAACCUUUAUUCAGACGUUAAUAACGCCAAACGUUGUU
Brassica rapa (field mustard) is the source of this 2977-nucleotide messenger RNA. Its product is annotated as secretory carrier-associated membrane protein 2-like. Gene Ontology annotation, cellular component: trans-Golgi network membrane; recycling endosome membrane. NCBI's taxonomy places the organism in Eukaryota, Viridiplantae, Streptophyta, Magnoliopsida, Brassicales, Brassicaceae. The record is from RefSeq and is a predicted model, not a curated record. Gene Ontology annotation, biological process: protein transport.